UCCGGCCCGGAAGGGUCAGAGGUCAGUGGGUGGUGACGAGCUGCUGCUAGUGGCAGUGUUCGCCGGUCCUGGGUCUAUGGCGCCACCGCAGCGAUGUCCUCUGUGUCGGCAAACUUUCUUCUGUGGUCGCGGGCACGUCUACAGCCACAAGCACCAGCGGCAGUUGAAGGUGGCUCUGGAGCGGCUUCUACCGCAGGUGGAGGCCGCCCGCAGGGCCAUCCGCGCCGCCCAGGUGGAGCGCUAUGUCCCCGAGCACGAUCGCUGCUGUUGGUGCCCGUGCUGUGGCUGCGAAGUGCGAAAACACCUGAGCCAUGGAAACCUGACAGUGCUACACGGGGGUCUGCUGGAACAUCUGGCUAGCCCAGAGCACAAGAAAGCCACCAACAAAUUCUGGUGGGAGAACAAGGCCAAUGCCCAGAUGAAAGAGAAGUUUCUGAUCUCCUCCCAGGAUUAUGCACGGUUUAAGAAGUCCAUGGUGAAGGGCUUGGAUUCCUAUGAGGAAAAGGAGGAUGAGGUGAUUAAAGAGAUGGCAGCUCAGAUCCGUGAGGUAGAGCAGAGUCGGCAGGAAGUGGUCCGAUCUGUCUUAGAGCCUCAGGCAGAGUCAGAUCCAGAAGAGGGUUCUUCAGCACCUGAAAGUUGGAAAGCGACCAAUGGCCAUGUAGCCUCCAGCUCACAGCAGGUAUCACACUUGGCCUUGCAACCUGUUGCAGAGCUUGAUUGGAUGGAGACAGGACAGCACCUAACAUUCAUUGGCCAUCAGGAUACACCCGGAGUUGGUAACAUUCACUCAGGUGCCACACCUCCCUGGAUGAUCCAAGAGGAGGAGCACAGCUCGGGAAGCCUCCCAAUAGGACCCUCCUAUGAAGAGUUUCUUAAAGAAAAGGAAAAACAAAAACUGAAGAAACUCCCUCCAGAUAGAGUUGGCGCCAACUUUGAUCACAGCUCCAACACCAGUGCAGGCUGGCUGCCCUCUUUUGGCAGAGUCUGGAAUAACGGACGCCGCUGGCAGUCCAGGCAUCAAUUCAAAACUGAAGCUGCAACAAGAAGCAAGCAGCCUCGUAAAGGGAAAAGCUGAAGGUUUCUGGGCUCAAUCUCUUCUCAUGGCGAACAAACCCAUUCCAGCUAUUAUUCCUAAGACCGAAUCCUCUCCACCUGCCUUAGGAAACAGAUGCACCCACUCAUUUGAUUCAAUAAAAUUUUAUUUUCCCAAAUGUA
Arvicanthis niloticus (Nile rat) is the source of this 1215-nucleotide messenger RNA. NCBI's taxonomy places the organism in Eukaryota, Metazoa, Chordata, Mammalia, Rodentia, Muridae. The record is from RefSeq and is a predicted model, not a curated record.